Messenger RNA from Centrocercus urophasianus (Greater sage-grouse), 558 nucleotides. RefSeq names its product chromosome unknown C10orf143 homolog (gene CUNH10orf143). The transcript has 4 exons. Lineage: Eukaryota; Metazoa; Chordata; Aves; Galliformes; Phasianidae. The record is from RefSeq and is a predicted model, not a curated record. The coding region runs from base 32 to 331 and encodes 99 amino acids.
CUUCCCGAGCCGCGUGUGCCGCCCCGCCGCCAUGGAGGCGAUGGCUCGGGGGCGGCGGGGGCUGCGGGAGCCGGAGCCGGGAGAACCGGAGCGUAAGCGAGUGUGCAAGCCCUUAGAAGCCAUUCCAAAUGAAGUUGAUGCUCACCUCAUUGACUGUGCUAUGGAGCUGGAUUCUAAACAGAAAGUCUCCUCUGGCUGUGGUCCUUGGGCUACAAAGACAAAGCAAAACUCUAUGAUUUUUGAAAACCAAGGAAGCAGAGGUACUGCCCAGCCUUGCCCAAGAUGCAUUGCUGGAGAAUCUGGACACUUCAGUCACAUCCUGGGCUGCUAGAGAUGGACAGACAGCAGACAAGCAGCACUGCUUCCCUUGCUGGGGUCUAGAAAUGCACCUGUGAGCAGCGUACAGCUGGAGUACGUUCACUCGUGGCAGAUGUUCAGCAUGCUGCUCUGUGUGUCACUCCUCCAUAACGCCGUUUGAUGCCACCGUUUUUACACUUGAAAAAAUGCUUUUGUACUUAAGGUAUCUCAUAUGUAUGAAAAAACAUGUUUCUCAUUUAA